Molecule: messenger RNA, 1230 nt
Organism: Chrysemys picta bellii (western painted turtle)
Lineage: Eukaryota; Metazoa; Chordata; Testudines; Emydidae
Source: RefSeq, a predicted model, not a curated record
AUGUCCAACCUAACCACCAUGACCGAGUUCCUUCUCCUCGGAUUCUCUGAUGUUCAGGAGCUGCAGAUUUUGCACUUUGUGGUGUUUCUUGUGAUUUACCUGGUAGCCCUGGUGGGGAAUCUUCUUAUCUUUAUGGCCAUAGCCUUUGACCACCACCUUCACACCCCCAUGUACUUCUUCCUGAUGAAUCUGUCCAUCCUAGACCUUGGCUCCAUCUCUGUCACAGUUCCCAAAUCCAUGGCAAACUCCCUCAUGAACAGCAAGUCCAUUUCCUAUGCUGGAUGUGUUGCCCAAGUCUUUUUCCUCUUAUUCUUUUUGGGAGCAGAUUUUUCCUUUCUCACCAUCAUGGCGUACGACCGAUAUGUUGCCAUCUGCCAACCACUGCACUAUGAGAGAAUGAUGAACAGCAGAGCUUGUGUCCAAAUGGCAGCCAGUGCCUGGAUCACUGGGAUUCUCAACUCUGUACUACACACCAGGAACACGUUUGCAUUGACCUUCUGUGAAGGCAACAUGGUGGAUCAGUUCUUCUGUGAGAUCCCGCAGCUACUCAAACUCUCCUGCUCUGACUCAUAUCUGAGUGAAUUUGGCGUUCUUGCUUUCAGCUGCUUUGUUUUUAUCAUUGUGUCAUAUGUUCAGAUCUUCAAAUCAGUGCUCAGAAUCCCCUCUGAGCAGGGCCGGCAUAAAGCCUUCUCCACCUGCCUUCCUCACCUCACUGUGGUCUCCUUGUUUGUUUUCACUGGGUCCUUUGCCUACCUAAAACCCACCUCCAGCUCCCCAUCUGCUCUGGAUCUUGUGGUGGCAGUUCUCUAUUCCGUAUUGCCACCAAUCAUGAAUCCAAUUGUCUACAGCCUGAGGAACAAGGAGAUGAACGCUGCCCUGAGAAGACUGACUGGGUGUAGUUGGCUGGGAAACUUCAUCAUCAUCACCACCCUGAUCACCAACCACAGGUUCCAUACCCCCAUGUACAUUUUGAACUUGGCUUUCCUGGAUGUCAGUGAAUCAUCAGAAAAUGCUCCAAAUAUGGAGGUCGACUUUCCCAGUGUAAAAGCAUCUUGUUCAGUCAUCAAACUGGCCUGCACUGACACCCACAUGGUAGAACUGCAGAUGGUCUUCAAUGGUGGAGUGCUGCUCAUAAUAGUAUUAAUUGUUCUGCUUAUUUCCUACACCAUCAUCUUAGUGAAGAUCAGGACACACAUCACAGAAGGGAAAUGCAAGGUUCUGUCCAAAUGA